Messenger RNA from Papaver somniferum (opium poppy), 1671 nucleotides. RefSeq names its product IAA-amino acid hydrolase ILR1-like 4. The transcript has 5 exons. The coding region runs from base 105 to 1439 and encodes 444 amino acids. Gene Ontology annotation, cellular component: endoplasmic reticulum. Gene Ontology annotation, molecular function: IAA-Ala conjugate hydrolase activity. Gene Ontology annotation, biological process: auxin metabolic process. The record is from RefSeq and is a predicted model, not a curated record. NCBI's taxonomy places the organism in Eukaryota, Viridiplantae, Streptophyta, Magnoliopsida, Ranunculales, Papaveraceae.
CCCCCCGAAUCGUUAAAAGACUUGUUUUUAUAGAAACAGAGAAUCUUCAACCUAAAACUUAGACUCAGACUGAAACCCAAAUCACACAGAAAACAAACCAAACAAUGGGAUUUUGGAGAACUUUCACAUCAAUUUUGGUUCUGAACUUAUUCUGGUCAAAACCCAUAUGUUCAAAUUCAUUAAGUUCAGCUGAAUUAUCAGAAAUUCCAACCAAUUUCUUAAACUAUGCUAAACAACCAGAGCUUGUUAAAUGGAUGGUUGAUGUUAGAAGGAAAAUUCAUGAGAACCCAGAACUUGGAUUUGAAGAAUUUGAGACUAGUAAACUGAUUAGAAAUGAAUUAGAUAAAAUGGGUAUUACUUAUAAGCAUCCAAUUGCUGUUACUGGUAUAGUAGGUAUGAUUGGUACUGGUAAACCACCAUUUGUUGCUAUUAGAGCUGAUAUGGAUGCCCUUGCUAUGCAGGAGAGCGUAGAGUGGGAACAUAAAAGUAAAGUUCCUGGAAAAAUGCACGCUUGUGGACAUGAUGCUCAUGUUGCAAUGCUUCUUGGUGCAGCAAAAAUCCUUCAAGAUCAUCGCCAGGAACUGAAGGGAACUGUUAUCCUAGUCUUUCAACCAGCUGAGGAAGGAGCUGGGGGAGCAAAGAAAAUGGUAGAAGAGGGAGUCUUAGACAACAUUGAUGCUAUCUUUGGGCUCCACGUCUCACAUGACCUGCCAAUUGGCUCGGUUGCUUCCAGACCUGGGGCUCUUCUUGCUGGGAGUGGCUUUUUUGAGGCUGUAAUUAGUGGAAAGGGGGGUCAUGCAGCGAUCCCUCAACAUACAAUUGAUCCAAUUGUAGCCGCAUCAAGUGUAAUUGUUAGCUUGCAACACCUUGUCUCACGUGAAGCUAAUCCACUGGAUUCACAGGUUGUAACAGUUGGAAAAUUCCAAGGAGGUGGGGCAUUCAAUGUUAUUCCAGAUUCUGUCACCAUUGGAGGCACUUUUAGAGCCUUCUCGGCAGAAAGCUUUGCGCAACUCAAGAAACGAAUCGCAGAGGUUAUCAAGGCACAAGCUGCUGUUCAGAGAUGCAAUGCUACGGUCGACUUCCAUCCAGAGAAUAAGAUAUUUUUCCCCGUAACUGCUAACAGCAAAGUAUUACAUAAGCAUUUCGAAAAUGUCGCAGGGGAUAUGCUGGGGACCGAUAACGUCAAAGACAUGCAACCAUUAAUGGGAUCGGAAGACUUCUCAUUUUACUCAGAGGUGAUACCAGGAUGCUUCUCUUUCAUAGGAAUGAAAAAUGAAACACUUGGAAAACUUGCAUCUAUGCACUCACCAUAUUUCACCAUCAAUGAAGAUGUGCUUCCUUACGGUGCAGCUUUACAUGCAUCAGCAGCUACUCGGUAUCUCCUUGAAUUCAAAUCAAAAUCUCAUAUCUUUGAUCAAAAGAUCCGUGAUGAGUUGUAAGGUGUUUCUACUAAAUGGCAGCAGUAGUGGGUUCAUUUCAUAUGACCAUGCUAAUUUGCAAAGCCUUACCAAACUUUUCACAGGUCCUAGGCAAACACCGAAAUUUGGGGACUAAAAAAACGUCCCGAUUGUUUAAAGUAAAAAGAUAAGAUAUGUAAUAUACAAUAAAAUUUGCAAAUAGGCUUCCUAAUAAAAGUUUACCUUCCUAGCCUUCUCGAUGCGAAUUCAUCGA